Trifolium pratense (red clover) is the source of this 796-nucleotide messenger RNA. RefSeq lists its product as uncharacterized. The transcript has 4 exons. The coding region runs from base 1 to 471 and encodes 156 amino acids. The record is from RefSeq and is a predicted model, not a curated record. Lineage: Eukaryota; Viridiplantae; Streptophyta; Magnoliopsida; Fabales; Fabaceae. Gene Ontology annotation, molecular function: box C/D methylation guide snoRNP complex binding. Gene Ontology annotation, biological process: box C/D snoRNP assembly.
AUGAGGGAGAAUGACAUAUUUGUUUUAGGGAAAGUUAAGGACUUCCUAGGAGUUAUGUCAGAAGCAAGUAAGCGGCUGGAGAAUGAUGCUAAGGACCAUCCAGAGGAAUAUGAUAUUGAAAAUGAAUCCGAAGUUAUUGAAAUGGAUUUGAUGCUUGGUGUUGCUGAUCUUCAUACACCUGAGGCUGAGGCUGAGGCUGAGGCUGUGGCUGCUGCAGAGUCAGCUAUUUCAGGUUGCCAGCCCAUGAUUUCAUUGGCUGCUGAUGGUAGUGAAAUAGACUCAAAAGAAGAAAGCAGUGUUGAUGAAGAUGAUGAAAUUGAUAGCAAUGUUGAUCUAUGUGAUUAUGGAAACGAUGGUAAAAAGCCUUCGUCUCUUGAUCAAAAACAUACUUCUAAUAAGGAUUUUGACCAUGAAAAACAGAAAAGAAAUCGCCAUUCCAAAAAGCGUCCGACUAUAGUUGAGCUAUCAUGAGGCCAAUGGGGUUAUGAGAAUUAAAUAUGCUUGUCUUGUACGAAUGUACUGGAUUUGCCCCCCCCACCUGGCUUCGAGUCCCUCAUUUUGAAAGAUAAGCUUGGAAUUUAGUCUAUGCUUAUUUCUUUUUUUUCUUUCCUGUUAUUUUGUAACACCACAAAAAAAAAAUACUGAGAUGAAUGUGGCCCGAAUCACUCCUUUAUACAUUGGGGUUCAAAUUUCAGCCCUAUAAUAUCAUGCAAUUGUGUUUUGUGCAUGUAAAUAGUCUAGUCUAGAGAAUUUGUUUAAUUGUAACAAAGCUAUAUUUAUUGUUUAACUGGUCCAA